This is a messenger RNA of Perca flavescens (yellow perch), 1168 nucleotides long. It is a transcript of the gene dpm1, whose product is annotated as dolichyl-phosphate mannosyltransferase subunit 1, catalytic. Lineage: Eukaryota; Metazoa; Chordata; Actinopteri; Perciformes; Percidae. Gene Ontology annotation, cellular component: endoplasmic reticulum membrane. Gene Ontology annotation, molecular function: dolichyl-phosphate beta-D-mannosyltransferase activity. Gene Ontology annotation, biological process: protein O-linked glycosylation via mannose; dolichol-linked oligosaccharide biosynthetic process; GPI anchor biosynthetic process. The transcript is spliced from 9 exons. The coding region runs from base 41 to 793 and encodes 250 amino acids. The record is from RefSeq and is a predicted model, not a curated record.
CUAACUUUGCGCAUUGUGGUUUCCGUAGAGUCACAUCGCCAUGGCAAGCCGAAAAACUUUGCACCCAAACCGGGACAGUGAGGACAAAUACUCGAUACUAUUACCUACCUAUAACGAAAGGGAAAACCUACCUUUGAUAGUGUGGCUUUUGGUGAAAUAUUUCGGUGAAAGUGGCUAUAACUACGAGGUAAUUAUCAUUGACGACGGAAGCCCGGAUGGGACCCUGGAGGUGGCAGAGCAGUUGCAGAAAAUAUAUGGAGAGGACAAGAUACUUCUUCGACCAAGAGCAAAAAAAUUAGGACUUGGCACUGCCUACAUCCACGGCAUUAAGCAUGCUACUGGGAACUUUGUAAUCAUAAUGGACGCCGAUCUUUCCCAUCAUCCCAAAUUCAUCCCAGAAUUUAUUGAAAAGCAGAAGGAAGGUGAUUACGACCUGGUGUCUGGUACUCGAUACAAAGGGAACGGUGGCGUAUACGGCUGGGAUCUGCGCAGGAAACUGAUCAGUCGGGGAGCCAACUUUUUGACUCAAGUGUUGUUGAGACCCGGUGCUUCCGACCUCACAGGCAGCUUCAGGUUGUAUAAGAAGGAGGUGUUGGAGAGUCUGGUUGAGCGGUGCGUGUCCAAAGGGUAUGUCUUUCAGAUGGAGAUGAUCGUCCGCGCCAGACAGCUCAACUACACAAUCGGAGAAGUACCCAUUUCCUUUGUGGAUCGAGUUUAUGGAGAGUCCAAACUUGGAGGGAACGAGAUUGUGUCGUUCGUGAAAGGACUGAUCACACUCUUCGCCACGACAUGAUCAGCGAUGUAAUCAUUUUGGAUAUCCAGUCAUAUAGUGUUCAUUUCACUCUUAACGUCGCUGUCUUUAAUUGGUAGUUGUAUCAGAAUCCUAACGUCUAGACAGUGACAUGACGGCAAAUGACAAGGGAGACAUCUCUCUCCCCUGUUAGCAGUAAAUAUGAAACAAUUCUCUGCCGGUAGUCGUCCGGAAUACUGAAGGAACAUAGUGUAUUACAUUCCCAUCACCCUCUUCGAUGAAUUUUGAACAAAGUGCAUUCCCAGUCCAGACAGCUGACUGAAAUUUACAUUAACAAGGUUGUCAGAUGGGUUUAGGUUUAACUGCUACACCUGUGAUUGUUUGUAUAAAAUUAAAAGGUUUGUAUUGUUGGCUAUG